This is a messenger RNA of Linum tenue, 709 nucleotides long. The record is from the annotation of a GenBank genome assembly. NCBI's taxonomy places the organism in Eukaryota, Viridiplantae, Streptophyta, Magnoliopsida, Malpighiales, Linaceae.
AUUCGAGGUUUCCCCAUCUUCUCUACAAUCUCAUCGCUCCCCAUCUCCGGAAUCUAGGGUUAGGGUUUCUCUCCAGUUUUCAUCAAUUUUCAGACCGGGAAAGAUGAGUUCAGCUGCCGCAACAACCAAGGGAGGCCGCGGGAAGGCUAAGGCGACGAAAUCAGUUUCCAGAUCUUCCAAGGCCGGAUUGCAGUUCCCCGUCGGGAGAAUCGCAAGGUUUCUAAAAGCCGGCAAGUACGCUGAACGAGUUGGCGCCGGAGCUCCCGUCUAUCUCUCUGCCGUCCUCGAGUACCUCGCCGCCGAGGUUUUGGAGCUCGCGGGGAACGCCGCAAGGGACAACAAGAAAAACAGAAUCGUUCCUAGGCACAUCCAGCUGGCGGUGAGGAAUGACGAGGAGCUGAGCAAGCUUCUCGGAUCGGUAACCAUUGCAAACGGCGGUGUUCUACCAAACAUUCACCAGACUCUUCUCCCGAAGAAGGCUGGUGGAAAAGGGGACAUUGGAUCUGCUUCUCAGGAGUUUUGAGCAUCUUACAAGCUCUAAUCAAAAGCAUCUGUAUUUUUUGGCUUCUAGGUUUUUCGGAUGGAUUUUGAUCAAACAGUUCUGUGAUAUAUAAGAGCUCGAAGUUUCUUCUCCCCUGAAAGUGUCUUAGUUGAAUGUUAAAAUCGAAGGUUGCUUUCAAUUGCAUUGGUGCAGAACCCUAUUGAUUGC